Messenger RNA from Trachymyrmex septentrionalis, 3445 nucleotides. Its product is annotated as very low-density lipoprotein receptor-like. Bases 207 to 3002 code for a protein of 931 amino acids. The record is from RefSeq and is a predicted model, not a curated record. Lineage: Eukaryota; Metazoa; Arthropoda; Insecta; Hymenoptera; Formicidae. The transcript is spliced from 14 exons. Gene Ontology annotation, molecular function: calcium ion binding; protein binding.
AGGGAAGAGAAGAAGAGCGAGAGAGAAGGCCAGCUGGGGUGAAACGAGAGAGACGGGGAGAAGAAACUGUCGCGGCAGGAAGCACCGCGGAGAGGUUGGCAAGGGUGGUGGUGCCCGCUGCCGUUGGGUGGUGGUGGUUCGCCGUGACACAGUGUGGUGGAACGGAGGCGACGAAGGACACGACCGUGAGAAGAAAGAGGGUUGUUAUGGGGCGAGAAUCCCGUGGCGUGCUGCUGCUCGUCGCGCUGGCCGUGCUGGCAGCCGCGGACGCCUUCUCGACCGACAGUAAGGUAGCUUGUCCUUUGAGGCAGUUCCGAUGUGCCAAUGGCAGAUGCAUACCAAUCUCGUGGGUCUGUGACAAAUCGGACGAUUGUACUGACAAUUCCGACGAAAGCCCAGAGGAAUGCAAAAACACCCUGGAAUGCAAGGAGACGGACUUCAAGUGCAGUAACGGCAGAUGCAUACCUAAUAUAUGGCAUUGCGACGGCGACCGAGAUUGCCCAGACGGGACUGACGAGGACCCUGCUGUCUGCAGGUUGAUACCAUGCAACGAAAGGGAGUUUGAAUGCAGUCCAGGCGAGUGCAUUCCGAAGACGUGGCUGUGCGAUCAUCAGACAGAUUGCUCCAACAAUUUGGACGAGAAGGAUUGUUACAGGACCAAGACCUGUACACCGGAACAAUUCACGUGCCAUUCGGGAAAUGGCGAGUGCGUGGCAUUAACAUGGAUGUGCGACGACAACCCUGACUGUUCGGACGGUUCAGACGAGGCUGAGUGCAACGACACUUGCCGGUCCGAUGAGUUUACCUGCGCGAAUAAACACUGUAUCCAACAACUGUGGGUUUGUGACAAUGACAAUGAUUGCGGGGAUAACAGCGACGAGAAGGGUUGUGGACCGAUAACGUGUCAUCCUGGCACUGAUUUUGCAUGUUCAGAGAAUUAUUGCAUAACGUCGCGAUGGAGAUGCGACGGCGACUACGAUUGUCCGGAUCGAUCCGAUGAGAUGGGAUGCAAGGAUAUUCAUAACGGGAAGAAGAUAAGCCACUGUGAGAACAAGGAGUUCGAUUGCGACGAUGGUGUUACUUGCAUCCAUCAGACUUGGGUAUGCGACGGCGAAAAAGACUGUCCCAAUGGUGCGGAUGAAUCCCCACAGAGAUGCCACAAUGUAACUUGCAGACCCGAUCAAUUUCAAUGCGAAGAUCGACGUUCGUGUAUCUCAGGUCAUCUAUAUUGCAACGGUAAAGCCGAGUGCUCCGAUGGAAGCGAUGAGAAGAAUUGUACAAGCAAAAUCGUAAGCUGCGAUCCGCGAAUUCAGUUCGAGUGCAGCGAGGGCUCAUGUAUUCCUCUGGAAAACGUCUGCAACAAAAAUCCAGAUUGCAUCGGCUGGGAGGAUGAGAGUGCCGAGCUCUGCGGCGUGAAUGAGUGUGCAAAAAAUAACGGUGGAUGCUCGCAGAUCUGUGUCGAUUUGCCUAUUGGUUACCGAUGUGACUGUCGCACGGGUUAUAGACUAAUCGACAACCGCACGUGCGAUGAUGUUGAUGAAUGCUUGGAACCGGGUAGCUGUUCUCAGUUUUGUCAUAAUGAAAAAGGCGGUUUCAAAUGCAGCUGCGCCACCGGUUAUCUUAAAGAUCCGCGAAAUUUAACACGCUGUAAAGCCGCGGAGGGUCACGCAAGUUUGUUAUUUGCUCGUCGACAUGAUAUUCGAAAAGUAGCUCUGGAUCGUCAAGAGAUGACUGCGAUCGUUAACAAUACUAAAAUGGCAACAGCUUUGGACUUUGUCUUUCGCACUGGAAUGAUUUUCUGGAGCGACAUCAGUGAAAAGAAAAUUUACAAAGCUCCAAUAGACGAAGGAAAUGAACGCACAGUCGUUAUCGAAAACGAUUUUACCACAUCAGAUGGAUUGGCAGUUGACUGGAUUUACAGUCACAUUUAUUGGACAGACUCUGGAAAAGAUACUAUCGAAUUGGCCAAUUUCGAAGGAAAUAUGAGAAAAACUCUUAUACGAGAUCGCAUUCAGGAGCCUAGAGCGAUAGCACUGAAUCCAUUGGAAGGUUGGAUGUUUUGGACAGACUGGAGCGACGAGGCUCGUAUUGAACGAGCUGGCAUGGAUGGUACUCGUCGAUCGGUGAUUGUCGGCAAUGAUGUUAAGUGGCCUAAUGGGUUAGCUUUAGACUUGAUUGGCAAGAGAGUAUAUUGGGUAGACGCAAAAUUGAACAUCAUAGGUUCCUGUAAUUACGACGGAACCGGCAGACGAACAGUACUAUAUUCUCCCGAAAGCCUUAGGCAUCCCUUCAGUAUAACAACCUUCGAGGAUUAUGUAUACUGGACCGAUUGGGAUAAGGAAACGAUUUUUAAAGCUAACAAAUUCACCGGCAAGGAAGUAGAAGCUGUUACGUCAAUCAGAACGCUUCAACAUCCAAUGGUAGUCCAUGUAUAUCAUCCUUACAGACAGCCUGAUGGAAUGAAUCAAUGUCAAGCUGUCAAUGGACAUUGCAGUCAUCUGUGUUUGCCCGCACCUAAAAUCAACUCUAGAUCACCACUAUUAUCGUGCGCCUGUCCGGACGGUUUACGGUUAUUACCUGAUGGAUUGAUGUGCGUGGAAAAUGUUACUACGACCAUAGCGCCGUCUACGCAAACACCCAUGAUGCCGUUCCAGAGGCUCAAACCUCUGAAUGUUACAACGACUGCCAAUCCAUUAUCGCCAGGAGAUGCAGAAAGAAAAGGAAACUCAAUAGCUGAAUCAACAGAUCCUGGUUUAGUCGCCGGCAUCGUAAUAGGCGUAGUGUCGUUAGGACUGUUAUUACUCGCACUUGUUGCAGUGCUGUGCUACAGGCAUUAUCUUCAUCGUAAUGUUACUAGUAUGAACUUCGAUAAUCCCGUCUAUAGAAAAACUACAGAAGAUCAGUUUAGUCUUGAGAAAAACAGAUUCCCACUCCCUGCAGCUACAGUUGGAGAAGAGGCUCAAGAACCAUUGACAAGUCCUGGAACAAAUGAUUAUGUUUAAGACUCAGUCUGUCAAUAUAAAAGAUUCAACAGGCUACAGAAGUACUAUAUCGACCAAGUGAUAAAAUCAUGUAAAGAAAGACAAGGUAUUUGCGUUGAAAGAGCCUGUCCAAACGCAUGCCUGCGCUCGCUCGCAAGCCUGCCAACCAACUGUGAUUAUGUUAAUUUUUUUUGUAUCUCUAUUUCUUUACAAACUUUAGCACUUUGUCACUCAAAUAUAUGUAUAUUAUGCGUGCAACAUUUAGAUUUGCUCUAGGACGUAAAGGGAGAAAUAUCUAGAGAAACUGUUGCCAAAUAAGUGAUCUAUCUUCAUGUAGCCAAAUAGUUUAAUAACAACUUAAAUCGCCUUUUCGGUGUGGCAUACCCAUCAUUUCUUUAUCCAAUGUUUUUUUUAUGCUUCUUCCAUUGCUUAUAACUUUUUUAUUAAUAAAGAUAUAUUUGCUU